Messenger RNA from Glycine soja, 1826 nucleotides. Its product is annotated as hydroxyproline O-galactosyltransferase HPGT1-like. The record is from RefSeq and is a predicted model, not a curated record. The coding region runs from base 302 to 1333 and encodes 343 amino acids. The transcript has 12 exons. NCBI's taxonomy places the organism in Eukaryota, Viridiplantae, Streptophyta, Magnoliopsida, Fabales, Fabaceae. Gene Ontology annotation, molecular function: hexosyltransferase activity. Gene Ontology annotation, cellular component: Golgi membrane.
UUGUUGGGUUUGGUGUUGGACGCAUAUAGAAGAACCCAGUUGAAAACAAGAAAGCAGUUUCUUAAUCAAAUGAGGUUGCAAUUGACAUUGAAUUCCUUUACAUGUAACCAAAAGUGAUUAUUAAUCUCAGCUUUCAGAUUCCUCCAUUGAAAUGAAAACGGUUCUAACGUCAUUUUCACAGUCCAAACUGAAAACAUCAAGCCCCAACCAAACACUCAUCUUCGUUUCAUAAACAUCGAUAUACUCUUUUUUUUUCUCCCCAGAUCUGACACUUAGAUGAUCAUUUCUUCGACAAGAAGAAAUGCGUAGCCGGGGAUCACAGAACCGGCUAUCUGGUGACUCGUUUGGAUCACGAGUUUCUGCUCUCAUGCUCGCCAUGAUUGCUACCAUGGCUACCGUUUAUGUUGCUGGCAGGCUAUGGCAGGAUGCGGAAAGUAGGGCAUAUUUUAUUGAAGAGCUUGAAAAAAGAACUGGUCAGGGUCAAUCUGCUGUUUCUGUUGAUGAUACACUGAAAGUUACAGCCUGCAGGGAACAACAGAAGAAGUUGUCUGUCCUUGAGAUGGAACUAGCUGCAGCUAGACAGGAAGGUUUUGUUCCAAAGCGUUUGCCAGGAAAUCAUGGGAAGCAUCCUACAAAGAAGGAACUUUUAGUUGUAGGAGUCAUGACAACCUUUGGUCGGAAAAAGAACCAAGAGGCAAUCCGCAAGGCGUGGAUGCCAACAGGUACACCUAUGAGAAAACUGGUUGAUAAGAAAGGCAUCAUUGUGCGAUUUGUUAUCGGAAGAAGUGCAAACCGUGGAGACAGUUUGGACAAAGAAAUUGAAACAGAAAGCAGUCUCACCAAUGAUUUCAUCAUUCUUGAUAAUCAAGUGGAGGCACCUGAAGAAAAAGCAAAUAAGAUAAAAUCUUUCUUCAUUUAUGCAGUGAGCAACUGGGACGCUGAAUUUUAUGCCAAGGUCAAUGAUGAUGUCUAUGUUAAUCUUGAUGCUCUUGGAGGAGUGCUAACUUCUCAUUUGGACAAGCCCCGUGUUUAUAUUGGUUGUAUGAAAUCAGGCCAAGUUUUCUCUGAGCCGACACAUAAAUGGCAUGAGCCGGACUGGUGGAAAUUUGGCGAUGGAAAAUCAUACUUUCGACAUGCUUCAGGUGAGGUCUAUGUCAUUUCAAAAGCAUUGGUUCAGUUUAUUUCAAUAAACAGAUUUAUUCUUCGUACAUAUGCACACGAUGAUGUAAGCAUUGGAUCAUGGUUUAUUGGGCUUGAUGUGGAACACCUUGAUGAAACAAAGUUUUGCUGCUCCUCCCGGUGGUCCCCAGGGGCAAUUUGCGCAGCAGUAUGACGACUUUCCACUAACAAUUAAAGUGACAGAAGGAUCUAUAGCAUACAGAAACCCGUUACUUCCUCCAUCAUCAUUUUUAUCUCAGGUGAUUUUCCGUUAUGAUAAUUUCAACCAGCAGUUGAUUCUGCCACUUGAAUGCAGGGAGCUGUUGGUUAGGAGCUAUGCCUCCUUGACAAUAGAUACUUACAUGCUCCUCAGAAUGUUCAAAGGUGUUGAGAAAUUUGCAUCAUGGUUGUCUGAUUUUGAGAAACUGUUCCUUCCCCAUUUAAACCAUCAUUUUUACCACAUGGAAUAAAUCAAAGAGAAUUUUGUAGCAACUUAAUUAUAGGCAAUAUUUUUUAAGUUAGACUUGAGAACGGCCAUGUUGAAUCCACACUUGAUUUUAGGUUGUCAUUCCUGGAUUAGACAAAUCUAAGCUGUAUAUAGCCUGUUGCAUUCAUGCCACUUGCGCAGUUCAUUUUUCUCUCUCUUAAUACAUGAAAAAUUUAAGCCA